This is a messenger RNA of Penicillium crustosum, 921 nucleotides long. Its product is annotated as metallophosphatase domain-containing protein. NCBI's taxonomy places the organism in Eukaryota, Fungi, Ascomycota, Eurotiomycetes, Eurotiales, Aspergillaceae. Bases 1 to 921 code for a protein of 306 amino acids. The transcript has a single exon. The record is from RefSeq and is a predicted model, not a curated record.
AUGCCGGGACAUGAAAGCCCGACGACCAUCCACAUACCGCCGAAAGGACCGCAAGAGGCGAAAGGACCAUCGGCCUGGGAACGAUUCCGAGGUGGACCUUGCCUCUUCCUUGCCCGCAAGAUCUCUGACCGGCGACCAAUUACCCUCCGUGCACCGCCUGAAGACCCGAUCACUGUGGUCUGCAUCUCAAACACAUACAACGAGCGACCACAGAUACCGCCAGGUGACAUCCUAAUCCAUGCCGGCGAUAUGGCAGAAGACGGGUCACUCCGCGAUCUCCAAGCCACACUCAAUUGGCUGAAGGACCAGCCACACCACAUUAAGAUUGUGGUCGCGGGCAGACGCGACAAGUAUCUCAAUAAAAUGAAGACGGGAGGCCCUCACUGGAGACAUGGAUUUCGCCGAAAGGGAAACUGGGGCGACAUCAUCUAUCUAGAGCACCAGCAAGUCGUGGUAGCUGCCGAGAACGGACGGCUGCUCCGCGUCUUUGGAAGUCCUUGCUCACCAAAGAGCAUUCAUUCCCGGGCUUUCCAGUACCCUCGCGAUGAAAACGUUUGGAACAAAGUCCCAAACAAUGUCGACAUUCUUAUCACUCACACACCGCCAUUCACACAUCUCGACUCUCUCGAAGGCUGCUGGCAUUUGCUGCGUAAGUUGUGGAAGAGUCAUCCUCGACUGCACGUUUUCGGGUGCGUUCGUGAGCAUCAUGGAACUGAGCUUUUGUGCUAUGAUGAUCUUCAGAGCGCUAUGGAGCAAAUUGAGGCUGCGCGUGGCGGCUUCUUGAAUCUUCUGAAGGUAAUCAAAGCGUUUGUGCGUUCCCUUUCCAGCCCCGAUAUGGAGGCCAAUACCGAGCUCGUGAAUGCAUGCAUUGUUGGGGGAGAGUCGGAUCCCCACCGCGAACCGAUCACUGUCGUCAUUUGA